AUGCUUAGGAAGGUGGAUUCUUCCAAUUUAGUUUUACAGGCUUAUUUGAAAACGAUCAAUCCCUCUGUUGAGACUAGAAUUUUGUCGUCUCGAAUUAAAGAGGGUCCAUCUAAACGUUUGAAGAAGAUAGAGGAAAGUCCUACGAAACUGAUUGAGGAGAAGAAGAAAACAAAGUCUCCAACGAAGAAACCAACAAAUGACGUCAACGUUUCGAAGCCUAAGGAUACCACUGGUGCAACAAAGCCCGGUGAACCUCUAAAGGAGGUAGUUCCUUCAAAAACUGGACUCAAGAAAAUAGGAUCCACCAGUAACAACAUCUCAAGCGAUACUUCAAAUGUCAAAAUCAUUAUUGUAUCAUCCUUAGUUUCUCAACCAGAACCAAUUAUUGUUUUUCUUCCAUUGAAAACAAAUGUUGCAACCACUCUGUUACAAGGAACACCUAUCAUUGUUUCUUCUACUUUCGAAACUUCCACCAUAGAUACAACAACUACUUUACCUCCUUUUGUAACUGCUCUGCUUGAUACACAUUCACCAACUUUCGAUAAUAUCCUCAACCAACCAAUUACUUCCUUAUUUUCUUCCCAAUCUACCGACCCACCAGUUACUACUACAGAAGUUCAUCAUUCAUCUAAUGAUGAUGAAAAUGUUGUUGAUGGAACAUUUGGAGAUAUUCAUUUUGAUCCUGAAGAAGAGGAGAUUCCUGACAACAUGAUACUGACUGGCAAACAAUUCAAAAUCCUGAAUCAGAAGCUUAAUUCAUUAUUGCAAAUUCAAGCUGAUGGAGGAGGGAAACAUUCAGAACUUCCAGAGGAUAUGAGCAAAGACAUUGAGGUUGCGCAAAAAGAUUAUGCUUCUAUUAAUCAAAAGAUGGACAUAAUUGUGGAUGCAGUGACAAAAUUUGUCAAAAUUUAUGAAGUUCUUGGCCCUAAGGUUGAUCAAAUGUCAAAAGAUGAAGUUCAAAGCUUUUCGGAAAUCAAAAAAUUGUUGACUGAAUUGAAAGAAAUUGUUUCGAAGCCAGGAUCCUCUCCUUUAAUCACCCCAUAA
Molecule: messenger RNA, 1044 nt
Organism: Lactuca saligna
Lineage: Eukaryota; Viridiplantae; Streptophyta; Magnoliopsida; Asterales; Asteraceae
Source: the annotation of a GenBank genome assembly